AUGGAUGUAAAUGGUGAUCAAGAUUCCUUCCUAUCAGAAAAUAAUGAAGAAUGGACCUGCUUUCUCAACGACUGUGAUUAUUCCGAUGGUGAGAGCAAUGAAAAGUCAAGAAAAACAGUUCCAGAUUUCAAUGCAUCCUCUAGUCAGUCACCAUUGCUGCCUAAAGUGGAUGUAGCAAUUCCAGCAUCAACAAGUGUGACGAGGGUUGUGUCAUCAGGGAAUAUUAACGACAGUGGUGAUGAUGUUAGAGAGCCUGUAGAAAAUCAUGAAAGACAUCUAUGGACUGAGAGAGAGAGGAGGAAGAAGAUGAGAGACAUGUUCACUAAUCUUCAAGCUUUGCUUCCUCAUCAGUUUCAUCCUAAUAAGGUUGACAAGUCCAGUAUUCUUGAUGAAGCCGUGAAGCAUAUAAAGGGACUUGAAAGUACGCUGAGCGACCUCCAGAGACAGAAGUCGGAAAUGCUUGAAAGUUCGAAAACAAGAACCAUUUUGGGCAUGACGGACAUGGCUGAUCAACGUGGUACAUUUGCUUCCGACAAUGGUACGAUGAUGAUGAGCAGCAUCCCACAUAUGACAUCUAUACCCCCUUCUGAUCAUGUCUUUAAAACAUGGACCUCUCCUAACGUGACACUCAAUGUGUGUGGCAAUGAUGCACACAUUAACGUUUGCUGUUCUAAGAAGUUUGGUGUCUUAGCUGCCAUUUGCUCUGUGCUGGAGAAGUACAAAAUUGAUGUGCUAUCUGCUCAUGUGUCAUCGGACCAUAAUAAGAGCAUGUACAUGAUCCAUGCCCGUGUGAUAGCAGGUGGAUAUGAAGGUCAAUUUCCAGUAGAAGAGAUUUACAAGGAAGCCGCAACAGAGAUUAUUGGAGUUUGUGGGUAA
Messenger RNA from Ipomoea nil (Japanese morning glory), 876 nucleotides. RefSeq names its product transcription factor bHLH95-like. The transcript has 3 exons. Lineage: Eukaryota; Viridiplantae; Streptophyta; Magnoliopsida; Solanales; Convolvulaceae. The coding region runs from base 1 to 876 and encodes 291 amino acids. The record is from RefSeq and is a predicted model, not a curated record. Gene Ontology annotation, biological process: endosperm development; regulation of DNA-templated transcription. Gene Ontology annotation, molecular function: DNA-binding transcription factor activity; protein dimerization activity.